CUAUAUAUGUCCCGUUUAUUCACAAAUUUUAGAACAACAGUCGUUGACUAAAUGUUUAGGUGCCGCCUGCUUGAAUAAUCAGAUAAGUUCCUUCUUAUAACCACAGCUGACAUUCCGUGGUAAGAUGGGUAGUGAUUUGGUUUUUAAUAAGAAGUGCUUUAACUACAUUAGUCAUUGUAGGCUCAUUAGGCUAUCGAUCGAUUUAAUUUUUUGGUCAACAACUCAACAUUGGCACUCAAACGACAGUGGAUAUAUUUGGUUACAUGUGAUGAAAGCUUGACAAAUAAUUACGAUUUGAAACUUGUACUUUUAGCGCUAUACUUAAAGAAAAAUUUAGCCGCUUUUGAAUAAGGGUGUAAAAAUCCUCGCAUGUCAUAGACAUGAAGAGCUGAUAAACGUCAUUUAAGGUUUUUUUCAUGGUAAUUUAAUUUCGUCGUAUCUUUUUACCUGAAAUAUGUGUUAACAAGUAGCCAGUCAUGUGUAAGUUUUAUACGAAUACUUUAAAUAUGAUUUAUGUAAAUUUACGAGUGAAAUUAUUUAUGAAGUAGAAAAGUUUAGGCAAACAAAUCCUCACUCAUAUACACUGUUACACUAAGAUACAUUUUCAGUGUCCUGAAGAAAACUAUCAUGCUAUGACUGAUAAAAAUCGUCCCAAACGGAUUACAUUAGAGACCUAUAAUCUACUGAACAGUCAUAUAUUUGCAAUCAGAAGUUGUAGGAUUACAUGAAUGACAACAUAAAGGCAAUGGGGAUUCUUGAAGGUUACUGUGCAUCACUUAACAAGUUAAGUACUUUACUAACUGAUCCGUAAUCAAUAGAUAUGGUAAAAGGUUUAUGACUUGCUAUAUUAGUCACAUUUAUUCUCGAUGACUGGGAAUAUAUAAAUACAAAUAUUCCCGAAUAACUAGCAUGCACAGUAGCAUUAAACAACUCAAGUGUAAUAGGACUGAUUUGAAAUGACUGAACUGAAAUUGGAAUAACACAAAAAUUAAACCCCCUUGUAGUUGAUUUGAAUUUAUGUUGACACUGGCAUUUAGAAUCACCAGCAGUUGUAUUAAAAUGGAUAUAACACCGGCUAUGGGAUAACCACAAGUUUUAUCCUAGUGAAGUAAAUCAAGGACUGUGUUAGACUGAUUUAAUCUGCAUUUCAUUGAAAUAGAUCUUCCUUGUUCAGAGUGCCAAUUUUUCAGUGUCAUAAGUACUUAUACAUCGAUAUGAUUAAUAGAUAGAUAGAUGGAUAAACGGUCAGUCAAGAAAAGAAAUAUUGGAAAGAUUCACAUAUAAAUCACUUGAAUUAAUUAGACAACUGAAUAUAAGUUAACCAACGGAAUCGAAUUAAUUCAUCUGACAGUUACAUGCUUGAUCAGAUAUUGUAUUCCAAAAUUAGUAUGCAUUCAUUUUCAUUUAACAUGUCUGUGUUUAAUACCAUAAAGCUAUAUGAUAAAUAAGUGGGGAACGGGCAUAAUGGAACUAUAAAAGUGAUACUAAUAAAACAAGUCUAGUUAGAACAUGGAGAGAAACGAAAAUGAGAAGAGAUUUGCAAAUCUAUGCGCAUUCAACAAAUUGGUUAUAGGCAGCACAAUAUUCUCACACAAACGCAUAUAAAAAGCUACAUGGAUCUCACCGGAUCACAACACAGAGAACCAGAUAGAUCGUAUUUGUAUCAAUAAAAAAUUCAGAAGGACGAUGGAAGAUGCGAGAACCAGGAGAGGAGCUGAUAUGGCUUCAGAUCACCAACUGGUUGUUUGGGCCAAUAUCAAACUGAAGCCAAAGAAACUAGACAACUGGUGGAACAGCAUUACAAAGGUUCGACACAACCUUCCUUCGAGAUACUAAGAAACUCAACGAAUUCAAGAUAACUCUCAAAAACAGGUUCCAGGAAAAUUUGGGAGGAAGAACAAGUGCCACCGACAAACUGGAAAGAAGGAUACCUCGUCAAGAUACCAAAGAAAGUAGAUCUGAGCAAAUGUGAGAAAUAUAGAGACAUCACAUUACUAUCAGUACCAGGAAAAGUUUUCAACAGAGUUUUUCUGAACCGAAUGAAAGACUCAAUAGAUGCCGAACUUUGAGAUCAACAUGCUGCAUUCCGUAAGGAUCGGUCGUGCACAGAUUAAAUCGCGAGACUACGGAUCAUCGUCGAACAACCAGUUGAGUGGAAGUCGUCACUAUACAUUAACUCCCUUGACUAUGAGAAGGCAUUUGACAGUAUGGACAAGAGAUCAUUAUGGAAACUUCCUCGACACUAUGGAGUCCCCAAGAAGAUUGUCAACAAUAUCUGAAACUCACGGCGGACAACCGUGCAAAGUCGUGCAUGGAGGACAGCUGACAGAUGCAUUCUAAGUAAAGACCGGAGUCAGACAAGGCUGUCUACUCUCCCCCUUUCUAUUUCUUUUGGUGGUUGACUGGAUUAUGAAGACCUCGACAUCUGCGAGAAAACACGGAAUACAAUGGACAGCUCAGAACCAAUUUGACAAUUUGGACUUUACAGAUGAAAUAAGUAAGUAGGAAACUGUUCAGUGUUAUGAACGUGGCAAACUUUUAGCCGAUAUUAGAAUGAUUUACAAAAAUUUUAUUGAAUCUCUACCAAUCAAAUUCUCGAGUUUAUUCACUGAAUUAUUCUGUCAAGAAAUACUAUGUCAAAAAACUUUACAACUGAAUGAACAACAUGUCAAUGAAACUAUGAAUAUUUUUCAUAAGAUUAAAGCGAUGUGUGAAACGAACAAAACAUAUAAAAUGGAAGAAAAAGGCAUUGCAAUUAAGCUUAAGGCUAAAUUAAGUGAAGCAUCAAUGAGAGAAUAUUUACUAAGUGAAUUUAAACAUUAUUAUACAAAUCAACGGAAACAUUCUAAAGACAGGUUGGAAAAUAUGAAAAACAACUACAAAUUAUGGAACAAUUCGUUGAAAGUACUUAAUUAUCAUACAACACCGUCGCAACGAUGUGGCAGUGAGUGGGACUCUUGGCCGUAGCAGGGCGUUUGGGGGCUUGUUCUACUAACGUUUUAUGGAAUCUGCAAUGAAAAUAUAUGAUCAAUGUUUUAUUUAUGCACGGUAAUAACCUAAUUAACUUCUGUGUAUUUCACAUCUGUUAUCCAAACAACUUCUAUAACUACUCGAGGAAAUAAUAAAAAUGACUUCAAUGACAACGAUUGCAUAAUUACAAAAAUAUGAAGUUUUUUUCUCAUUCGUUAAUUUUAAAAUGAAUCUUGUAACUUACUAUCAAUUAUAGGUUUACAGUCAAAUAUCGAAUGUUCCAAAGUCAAAUAUAUCAAAUUUAGCUGUUAUAUGUUUUAAAUUACAACAGACUGUUGAAAUAUGGGGGUUUAUUGGUGCUUGGUUAAUAGAAUUAUUAAAACUAUAUGAUACAACAAUUUUGAAUCGAAUUGACAAGAUCAUAUGGAAUGAUUGGUAUAUACAUUUUGAAUCUGUAGAAAAAGAUCUUUAUAUUCAUGAUCAAGAAUGUAAACUACAUUUACAAAAACUAGAUUCUAUGUUAAAGAGUCUAGAUACAUACUUUAAACAUGACAGACUGAUGAAUACACAGAACUGUUUAAAUGAUCUAUUAGACUUACUGUCAAAUUUAUUAGAAGUCAGCAAUGAGUGUCUAGAUUUAUUCAAUGGAGAGCGUGUAUUAAAUAUUGAAGAAAAACUUGUAACAAUUGACCAUAUCCAAAAUUACUGGUUUGAAAUGUUUUAUCAGUCGUCUCAUUGUGAUGAAUUAAUGCUUGAAGACUCUACAAAUUAUGAAAAAGAAAUAACUAUACAAUUACAAAAAGAGCUUACAAAUAUGAUCGCUAGUCGUCGAAUUCAAUUACAUGGUGAGAAUGGAAUUGUACAACUUUUAACUAAAGUUAUUAGAAAUAUUGAAGAUUUUAUUCGAUUUAUUCAAUUCAAUACUGAAAACUAUGUAAAUAAUAAAAAUUCAAAAACCUAUUCACCUUUAGGAUUAAAUAAUCAAAGUAAAAUUACUACGGACGAAUUAGAAUUACACUGUAAAAAUCUUUGCCAACAAUAUGAUUAUUGGAUGGAAACUAUUAAAAAUAUACUUCAUUGUAAAUGGCAAAUAUAUGACAAUGAAUUACCAUCAAAACAAAUUAGUAGACCUCAUUCAAUCGAUGAAACAUGUACAGUUGCAUUUGAUGAAUGGAAUCAAAUUAAUGAUAAUAAAAGGAGAAGUUUAUUUAAAUGUCAACAAAAUCUAAUUAAAUGGUUGGAAUUAAUCAAGAACAGGGUGAAUAGUAUUAGUGAAAUGAGAAAUGAACAAAUACUAUUGGAACAAAUUAAUAUAAUACAACAAUUGAAUAAACAAAUUACAAAUAACAAUACCAAUGAUGUAAAUGGUCAGCGAAAUUCACCUUUUGGAAAUAAUUCAAGUAUACAGAAUGAUCAAUUAAAUAAACAAAAUCCUAAAUUGAAAAAGAAUAGUUUCUAUGAAUUGACAAAAUCAUUGUUUAAAUUAGGUUCACGAGUGAUUAAACAUUUAGAUCAAAAAAAUAUCUGGAUUUCUUAUGAUCACAAAACAAUGUUAUCCAGACUGAAUUCUUUCAAAUUAUAUGCGGAGAGAUGGAUUGAAUACUUGAAUAAAAUAGAAAAUUUUAACGAUACACAAACAUUUAAAAAUGUGAAGGAUUAUUUAAAUGUUCAUUCAGGAUCUAGAAAAUUUAUAGGCGUAUACAACCAGAGUAUUAUACGAUAUUUACAAUCAACCGAUGGAACUAUAAGAGAACAUUUAUUAGCUAAUACAAUUGAUGGUCAAUCAGUUCAAAAUAAUGAUGAUACAGAAUUCAUGGUUCAAUUAUCAAAUCAUUAUUUAAUGAAUACAAAAUUGGCAUAUUUAACUUUAUUAAAACAAAAUGAAUUAACUGAAUUACUUAAUAAAACUGAAAUGACAACAAUGGAAUUUGAUAAAGAAACAACAAUUGUAGAACAACAAUGGAUACAUUUGUGUAACACUAUUGAAUCCUUACAAUAUCAAUUUGAUAUGAAACAAAAUGAAUUAAAAAGAUUAAAAGAUAUAUUACAGAUAAAAAUGGAAGUAUUAAGUGAAUAAGAAGAAGUUAUUCUUGAAUGAUUAAACAGUUGAUUACGAUUAUAUGAUAAUAGUGAACAUACUACUUAAUAUAUUUUAUGCUACUUGUUUCUUUUUUUUAAAUUAAACACAUAAACAUUACAG
This is a messenger RNA of Schistosoma haematobium, 5170 nucleotides long. RefSeq lists its product as uncharacterized. The coding region runs from base 3488 to 5047 and encodes 519 amino acids. The record is from RefSeq and is a predicted model, not a curated record. Lineage: Eukaryota; Metazoa; Platyhelminthes; Trematoda; Strigeidida; Schistosomatidae. The transcript is spliced from 14 exons.